Anarrhichthys ocellatus (wolf-eel) is the source of this 5171-nucleotide messenger RNA. It is a transcript of the gene palld, whose product is annotated as palladin, cytoskeletal associated protein. NCBI's taxonomy places the organism in Eukaryota, Metazoa, Chordata, Actinopteri, Perciformes, Anarhichadidae. Bases 371 to 3526 code for a protein of 1051 amino acids. The transcript is spliced from 21 exons. The record is from RefSeq and is a predicted model, not a curated record.
GGCCGUCCUGGUGCGAGUGUGUCAGAGGCUCAGUGUGUGUUACGCUGUCAGGACGAGGAGCUCGCUGUGCAAACUUUUACGUUCAUCGAGUGGCUUUGGUUUAACCGAGCGGGAGCAGCAGCAGCGACAGCUCAGGUGGUUCUGUGAAGGCCGCGAGCUGCACAACUCUCCCGACAUUCAGAUCUGGAGGGAUGGUGACCUGCACACACUGGUGAUCUCCGAAGCGUUCGAGGACGACACGGGACGCUACACCUGCGUGGCUUCCAACAGCAUCGGAGCAGACAAUACCUCCGCCGAGGUUUACAUCGAAGGAGCUUCGUCAUCAGACUCAGAGGGAGAAGGAACUGGGUCAAAAUCCAGAUCAGGAACCAUGCCUCAAGUUCAGAAGAAGACGACUUCAAUGUCCCUGACGAUACGCUCGUCCUCACCCAAAACCUCAGAGGUCCUUCCUCAUCGCUCCACCUUAGUGCAGUCCCUGUCUCAGCCGAUACAGCGGAUGCAGAGCCCAGUGUCGUCACUAUACGAGGCAUCUGGUCCUCCGAUAUUCACCAAGCUGCUGCAGGAUGCCCAGGCCUCCGAGGGCCAGGUGGUGGUUCUGGAGUGCCGGGUCCGAGGAAGCCCUCCUCUGCAGGUCCGAUGGUACCGCCAGGGAGAGGAGAUCCUGGACUCGCCCGAUUUCCGGAUUCUCCGGAAAAAGCCUCGAUCUGCUGCUGAGUCAGAUGAGAUCUGCACCCUGGUGAUUGCCGAGGCCUUCCCAGAGGACGGGGGUCUGUUCUGCUGCACGGCGUCCAACCCGUACGGCUCCGUUAACAGCACAGCACAACUCGCUGUCGCUGCAGCAGCCGAGGACUCAUCCAGUAAUGGCAUGUCUGCUGAUAGCUCCGGGUUCGAGGAUGUGGCCGCCUUCCCCCCUCCUCCCCCCCCGCCCACAGAGAUCAGCCUCCUGGAGCUGCCACCCAAGAUGAUGCUGCCUCCGCCCGGCGCUUUCGUCAUCAAGGAGCUCGAGAUCUGGCCCAGUGUGUCUCCGGUACAGAUGUGCUCAGAGGUAGAGGAGGAUGAGGGAAGAGGGUCUGUGCAGAACGGCCGACCACCAAAUCCAGCAUCACCACCGAGUCCGCCUAAAGCGACCACACCCCCACCUCCACCACCACCUCUGCCACAGUCUGACGUUGCAACAGAUGUCACAGUCACAGCUCAAAGGCCACCAGACUCCCCUCCAUCCCCAGGGAAGGACGGUCCUCCGCUGCCCACCAAGCCUAAACCAAAGCUGAACGCGACCCAGCUGAAGCUGCUGCAGGACCAGAUUCUACUGGAGCAACAGGAAGCAGCCGUCUGGCAUCAGCAGGAACAGCAGGAACAGCUGGAACAGCUGGAACAGCAGAUCCAGGAAGUCCCGCCUCCGCCUCAGCAACCGCCUCAGGAAGUGCCUCCUUCUCCCCCUGCUCCGCCGUCUCCGCCUCUCCCACCUCCUCCCUCCUUCCAGGAGUUGGAGAGCAGCACCACCAUGCAGGCCAGCACCUUCAACUAUGCCCGGCCCAAGCAGUUCAUCGCCGCCCAGAGCCCCGGCAGGGCGGGCUACGUCACCCAGACCUCCGGCUCCUCGGGGUCCGGCCUGUCGUCCCCGAUGUCGCCCCCGACCUCGCACAAGACCGUCACCAGGGUCACCGUGCCCCCCUUCACCAAGGCCGGCAGCGUGGAGUCUCCGAGCUCCCCUUCCUUCCCGGCUCCUCCUCCGCCGUUCUUCGGCUCCAACCUGUCCUCCCCAACGGGCCCCACCCAAGACUUCCCUCCUCCUCCACCUCCUCCUCCUCCGCCCGUCCCCAUGUCUCCGGCCCUCUCGGAUAUGUCCUCGCCGUUCUCCUCCGUCCCUCCGUCUCCAGCCUCCAGCUUCCUGUCCUCGGUGUUGCCCUCCACACCUUCCUCCCCCGGCAGUCCCACGGUCAACGCCCUGGGUCUCCCUAAAGGCAACGGGACGAUCAGAGCGUUCCCGAGGAAGUCCUCGGUCACCAGGACGCCGCGCUUGGCCUCCGACUCCGACAUCCAAGGGUCCAAGGACGCCGUCAUCCAGGACCUGGAGAGAAAACUGCGCUUUAAGGAGGAGCGCAUAAGUAAUGGUCAACAGAAGUUAACCUAUGAGGAGAAGAUGGCUCGCAGGCUGCUGGGUGCCGACAACGCCGCCACAGUCUUAAACACUCAGGACACGGAGGAGGAGCCGGUCACACAGGAAGACAAGUCAUCAGAUAGAGAAUCUUUCCCUCAAAAGGAAUACAAAGUGUCCAGCUUCGAGCAGCGUCUGAUCAGCGAGAUUGAAUUCCGUCUGGAGCGUUCCCCGGUGGAGGAAUCGGACGACGACGUGCAGCACGACGAAGACUCCGGCGGGCGCGGCGCGGCGCCGUCCUUCGACCAGAAGCUCAAACACUACAAGGUGUUCGAGGGCAUGCCGGUCACCUUCUCCUGCAAAGUCCACGGAGACCCCAAACCAAAGGUCUACUGGUUCAAAGACGGGAAGCAGAUCUCCAAGAGGAGCGAGCACUACCGGAUCAGCCGGGACGCCGAUGGAACCUGCUCUCUGCACACCGCCGCGGCCUCGCUGGACGACGACGGCAACUACACCAUCAUGGCCGGCAACCCCGAGGGCAGGGUCAGCUGCACCGGCAGGAUGAUGGUCCAGGCCGUGAACCAGCGAGGCCGGAGCCCCCGCUCCGCCCCCGGACACAUGCGCAGGCCCAGGUCCAGGUCUAGAGACAGCGGUGACGAGAACGAUAACAUCCAAGAGCGCCACUUCCGGCCCCACUUCCUGCAGGCGCCCGGUGACCUCAUCGUUCAGGAGGGCCGACUGUGCCGGAUGGACUGCAAGGUGAGCGGCCUGCCCACUCCGGACCUCAUCUGGCAGCUGAACGGGCAGACCAUCCGCCCGGACUCCGCCCACAAGAUGCUGGUGCGGGAGAACGGCGUGCACUCGCUGGUCAUCGAACCCGUGACCAGCCGCGACGCCGGCAUCUACACCUGCAUCGCCAGCAACCGGGCCGGGCAGAACUCCUUCAACCUGGAGCUCAUCGUUGCAGCCAAAGAGAUGCACAAGACCCCGACAUUCGUGGAGAAGCUGCAGAACACGAGCGUGGCCGACGGUCAUCCUGUGCGACUGGAGUGUCGCGUCACAGGAGUUCCCCACCCACAGAUCUUCUGGAAGAGGGAGAACGAGUCCUUCACUCACAACACGGACAGAAUCAGCAUGCACCAGGACAACUGUGGCUACCUGUGUAUGAUCAUCCAGCCAGCCAUGAAAGAAGACGCCGGCUGGUACACCGUGUCAGCCAAGAACGAAGCCGGCAUCGUGUCCAGCACCGCGCGCCUCGACGUCCACACUCAGUGGCAGCAGCCAAACCUCCCCAAGCCCAAGAAGGUGCGUCCGUCCACCAGCCGCUACGCCGCGCUGACGGAGAGAGGGCUGGACGUGAAGGCGGCCUUCUUCCCCGACUGCAGCCCGCUGCAGCCCGGCGGUCUGGUGGAGAGCGACGACCUGUAGAGACCACCGUGGGGGGGGGGGGGGGACGUCUGAAACCCCAAAUAACCCUGAACGCUGCCCUGGUUCCCAGCUCUCCUGAGACAAAAUACUUUAUGACGGCACCGAGGGGGCAGAAUAUAACCACCUGAGGGACAUUGAACUAAAGAAGGGUUGAGCUGGUGCAGCCGCAGAGGGUUUCAUAUGGUUUUUAUAGUACGACACAAACCCAUUAUAUCACAGAAUUCAUCCUCCGUUGCUUCAUUCUAUCAACUGGACCUGGAAAAAUGAUUGAAGUGUUUAAACCGCGAGGACGGACUGUUCAUAAAUGUGCUCUGGAAGGUUUCACGAACUGUGCGGUUGUUUAAGUGCCUCUCAUAACUGUUAAGAAAAACGAAACAUAGGAUUUAGUAAGUUUAAGUGAUACACAGACUAAUACUGUAACUACGUAGCACAGCUGUGUUUUAAAAGACGACUUAAAAAAGAGACAGAAUGGUUGUUUAUCACGUGCAGCACAGCGCUGAUCUCUACAGUGUGUGACUGUGUAUCGUACAGUCUCAGUGUCUUUGUGGAGGAGCUGACAGAUGGUGGAAAGAGGCCGGGCCUUAACAAACAGAAUGUCUUUCUGUUUCUUUAAGCAAAAUAAAUGAGGUUUAAUGAACAGGAAUGAGAUGUGUUUGUUGAGGAAGGUUCGAUUUAAAAGACGGAGAAGAAAAAGCAGGUUUUCAUGAUGGUAAGUUAACACUUGAUAUGUCUGGAAGACUAAAGUUGCCAUUAUAAUAAAUAAAUAAAUAAAUACAUCCAUAAAUGUCUGAAUAAAUAAAAGAAUAAAAGAAAGAAAUGUGGAAUUAAAAUCCUCAAUUAUCAACAUUUAAUGUGCAGGUUAAUUAAAAAAAAUAAAAAUGUGCGACAGAAAUUGAAAAAAAUAAAUGUACAUAACAUGUUUAUAUUCUUUUAUUAUUUCAUUUAUUUAUUAAGUAAUGUAAGUAUUUUUUCAUUUAAUUACUGCAGUGGCAGCUUUAGUCCUCCACAGUGAGGGAUCGAGUGUCUGUGAACAACGGGACAUUUAUUUGAGUGAUUUCUUUCUUUUUCCUUUGAUGUUUUAUUUUGAAAGGGUUGAACUGAUCUCACUCAACUGAGGGUGCUGUGGAAGGUUUCAGUUUAUUUACACACGCAUCAAAGAUUGUCCAAUUUAUUUUUGUAUGAAAAAAAAAAAAAAAAAACUUCCGACAAUCUUGACGUUAAAACUAAAUGUAUGAAUAUGUGAACCUUCUGUUCGCUGAUAAAAACAAUGCUUUCUGUAUCAUGACGUUUUAUAAAUGUAUUUACUGCCUUAAAUCACUUUUAGGAUUAAUGCAAACACAACUUAUUUGCAUGUUGUUUCUGGAAACGUACACACAGUGCCAGACAACUGUUUCCAGGAUGUAUACCCCCCCCACACAGUAGUCAGGGGUAGAAAACACUCUGAGCUGGUAGAAAGUGAAAAACAAGGUAUAUUUAUAUCUACUAUUUUCGUCACCUCUGUAAUAUUAUAUUAUCUGUUCAGAGCUUGCAUCAGCUGACAGUUACUGUGUUUGCACAUUUUUAUGCCAAUCAAUGCCUGUAUAUGGAUUGUUUCUCCUGAUAUUAUUUUAGGUUAUGAAAGUUAAUAAAAAAAUCAAACUCUUCA